AUGCCUGGUCAUCAUAUGAGUGAGCCGUGGAAGCCUGAGGAACACUUUCCGUACCCAGUUGAGAUCCCCGACUUGUUGGUGGAGGAGCUGUUCUGGGCUAUGCAGGAGGAGGAAGAUGCCCUGUCUCUCUCCUCCUCCCCCUCAGUCCUGUUUAUAGACAGCCUAGAGGAGGUGCCUGCUGCUGAGACACCAAGUCCUCCCCAGAGUCCUCAGCGUGCCUGCCCCUCCCUCCAUGCCAUGGAAGCCUUUCCAUGCAGCCAAUCUGAAGAUGAGAACUCCAGCAUUCGAGAUGAAGAGGGUCCAAACACUGAGGGGGGCUCUGAAGAUGAUGCCGAUUUCUUGCUCCACAAAUCACUGCAUUCGAAGAUGAUGGAAAUGGUGGAGUUCCUGCUCCUGAAGUAUCGUGCAAAGGAGCCAACCACAAAGGCAGAAAAACUGAGUAGUGUCAUCAAAGAGCACCAGGAGCACUUUCCUGAGCUCUUCAGUGCGGCUGUUGAGUGCACUGAGUUGGUUUUUGGUGUUGUUGUGAGGGAAGUAGACCCCAGUACCCACACCUCUGUCCUGGUCACUGCCUUGGGGCUCACCUAUGAUGGGAUGGUGAGCGAUGAGCACAGAUUUCCCAACACAGGCCUCCUGGUCACACUUCUGUGUGUGAUCGCCUCAGAGGGUGAUUGUGCCACUGAGGAGAAAAUCUGGGCUGUACUGAAUGAUUUAGGGGUGCAUGAUGGGAAGGUACAUUGGCUCUAUGGGGAGCCCAGGGAGCUCAUCACCAAAGUUUGGGUGCAGGAACAGUACCUGGUGUACCGCCAGGUGCACAAUAGCGACCCUGCAUGCUAUGAGUUCCUGUGGGCCCCGAGGGCCCAUGCUAAGACAACCACGGUGAAAGCCCUCAAGUUUAUGCACACGGUUAGUAGGGAUUUCCAUCUCCUCCCAUGCCUUCCUGAAGAGCCUGAGUGCAAUGAGAAAUACUCUGCCUGA
Molecule: messenger RNA, 978 nt
Organism: Myotis daubentonii (Daubenton's bat)
Lineage: Eukaryota; Metazoa; Chordata; Mammalia; Chiroptera; Vespertilionidae
Product: melanoma-associated antigen 4-like
Biological process (GO): negative regulation of transcription by RNA polymerase II
Cellular component (GO): nucleus
Source: RefSeq, a predicted model, not a curated record